This is a messenger RNA of Metarhizium brunneum ARSEF 3297, 3921 nucleotides long. The record is from RefSeq and is a predicted model, not a curated record. Lineage: Eukaryota; Fungi; Ascomycota; Sordariomycetes; Hypocreales; Clavicipitaceae.
AUGCUCUCCCGCUCGGCGACUUCACCCGCCGUGGCACGCGACUCUUCCUCACUCGCCGUCAAUCCUGCAAGUCCACCAAGCCUCGCCCGUCACGACGCGGCAUCGCCACUGUGGCAUUCGUCAGACCACUCCUCGUCUUCUGUGGCCUCGAAUCUCAAACAAGGCGCCGAUAUUCGCAAUGACAGUCCCCAGCCACGCUUCACCAUGGACCCGGAGGGGCAUCUCACUCAUGACAAAACCACCGUCGACAUCAUCACCGUUCCAUGCCCGGGCGGCCAUCCCCUGCGCAGCUGGAACCGCGACGGCCUCAUGAGCCGCUACUAUGGCGCUUUGUCCAUGAGAGACCCCGAAGUGAAAGAUGACGCUGAGCGGCCAACGCCUUCGUGGGUGAGGCAAGGCAUAAGACGGGAGGCGGACAAGGCGCGCAUCUUGCUGUACGAGCAUCCAGAGAUGGACGAGGGCACGACUCUCCACACCCUUGCGGAUGAGCUGUUGCGGAAUUUACAGCGUCUAAGGGAGAUGGAGGACGAUGAGCGGCCAAUCCUGUUUAUUGGACACAGCCUCGGCGGGCUGGCGGUCAAGAUGGCGCUGGUCAAGGCAAGUAACGAGGCGAGAUAUGAGAAUAUUUUGAGGCAGUGCUACGGAGUCGCCUUUUUUGGAACACCUCACCAGGGCUCGAGCUACUUUUCCCUCCCCAGCCUGGCAUGCAGCAUCCAAUCCCUGCUCCAACUCUCCUCGCCUCUCCCUCCCUCGGUGACGCAUCAUCUCCGCGUGGGCAACAGCGUCCUCACGCGCCUCGACGAAGACUUCAAAGCCGCAUCCAAUGACCUCCAAGUGUGGACAUUCUACGAGACCAUCGACUCUCGCCUCUCCGGGGGCAAUGCCACGGCCGGACCGGACUCGAGAGACGUCGACUUUACGGCGCCGCUGACGUCCAUGAAAUCCGCCAUCCUGGGCAUGCGACAGGAGCGCAUCUUCCCUCUACAAAGCGACCACGCCAACAUGGCCUCCUUUGGCAGACACAAUGUGCACACGCUGCAGAUGUUCCUGAAACAGCUGGCCCACCAAGUCUGCCACGCGGACACGAAUGCGCGGGCGAAAGAAUCCAGCGGCCAGUGGACGUUGGAGCUGGAGCAAAAGGUCAACGUCGAGGUGCACGGCUUCUUUGACGACGCGCCGCCCAGCCAAGGCCAGCAUGGAGACGACGACAUGGACGGUCCGAUUGUCCGGGCGUGGAGCACAAGAGUACCGCUGAGAGAGUUCUUAACCAAGGGCCCCGACGAGUGUCUGAGCGAACGGCUAAACGAGGUGGAAGGCAGUCCAGAGGAGGAGAGGGCAUCGCGACAUCGUGGACGGACGCCACUCGCCGACAAGGCAAGCGAGACGGCACCCGUACCGCCCGCCGCCCCGAAUCUCAUGACCGUCCAUAAUGCGCUGGGGAUACGGGAUGCCCUGUCGAGCGCGGGACUUGUACCGUCGCCCGCGUCGCCGAUGGAUUCAUGUUCGGCCGGACACGCUGCCCAUUCGGCGCCGGCGGCCACACCCCGUGGUCCGAAGACGCCCCCUUCACGGGCGAUUUCUCCCAAAUCGAGCCCCAUUCGCCGGCCGUCGCCGCUGAUACGAGCAGACAGGGAGCAGGAGCUGGCGGUGGAUCGUCUCUCGGCGCCGCUCCGGGGCCGUAUGGGCGGCCGCGCGAUGAGCCGCUCCUUCAGCUUGGGCAGCGACGGAUCCCGCUUCGAGGACAGGGACUUGGCGCCGUUUUCCCCUCGAAGCCGGAGUAGUAUCGGUGACGUGCUCGCCAGCGACGACGAGGACAUGGAGUUGCCGAGGCUGCCGGGGGCUGUGGCUGCCCGCGAGGUUGUCGACGAGGCGCCCGGGGCGUUUAUGAAGCCGGAUGUCAGGAGCCGCAAGUUUGUGUGGGUGCAUGUGCCGUUUAAUAACCCGACUUGGGUCAAGGUGAGUUCAGUGUUGCUGCGUUCAGAGGAGCGUUCACGCCGUAGUGCUGACCCUUUCCUUGCAGAGUGUCCUGCAGUCUCUGGAAGCGUCGUACAGCGAGGACUAUUCCACAUUGUACGGACAGGACUUUUGGAUGACGAGACAUACCAGGGGAAGGCACGCGCAGCACUAUGCACACUACGCGAAGCCGGGAUGCUACUUUUCUGCACCGAGAGCCUGCAAGUCCUUGAUGCCCUGAACUUGAAAGGCGACAGCCCGCUGACUUGGUAUAUAGUGUCCCCUCGACAUCGAUCCCUCGGGAACCAGUCGCUCUCACCACCCCUUGGAAGCGGCGACUCUGCUUACACUUGCUUGUUUCUUCCGUACCUCCACUUUGACUCGUACAAGAAGCUCCUGCGACGCCGGGAUACCAUCACCCAGCGUCUCUCCCAGGGCCGCGCGCACCCGGUCCCGGAAACGGUUGCCAAGUCUGAUUCGCUCGAAGUCCAAGUUAUUUGGGAGUAUCUGGGUCACGAUCCGCCCAUCAACUGUCGACGUACGCUGGACCAGUAUGGGUAUCCGUCCCUGCGCGACACCCGAUCGCGCGAUGACGAUCAGAUGCUGUACAAGCUCACCAAGGAACGGACGCCUGCACCCGACGCCAAAGGUUUCGCGCUGAACAAACAGGGUUCGAGCAACGCCGCCAUUUCGGAGAGCGGCCGAAGUGAGCGCAGCUCGGGCAGCAGUUGGCGGGAGCGGCUUUUCCGGCGCGACGUGAACGACGACGAGGACAGGGUGUUGAACGGAAACGUGCUGAUGGUAGACCAGCUGUGGCUCUGGGUCAUUCAAUCGCACACGGUUGUAUCCUUCUUCCCCAGGAGAGAAAGCGACCCCAUAGAAGGCCCGUUAUACCAACAGGCCGACCUCCGAGACAGCAUCUUCAACGAAGUCAACGUCGACCUGACGCGGCAGUGCGAAAACGCCCUCGAUCUAGCCGCCCUGGCCGCCCUCCACGCCGUCAGCGUCCUGCUCGACCGGCCGUCCCACCCGGACCUCGAAGUAUUCCGCAUCUUCGAAGAAGCCAUCAGCGUGCUCGUAAGUCCACCUCCCUUCCCUGCCUCCAACCAAGCGCCCAGCCUAAUCCGCCAGACCGAGCGCCUCACCUCGUCCCUCAAGGAAUUCCGCUCCCAAGGCUUCCGCGACAAGGCCCUCGACCACUCGCCCGUGCAAGACGGCGCGCGCACCAUCCGCAAGCGCCACAAGGAGGAGGGCCGCCGCGCCGAGCGCGACAACCGCGACAACACCUCUGCGCUCCUCGAGCUGCGCGACAUGGAGGACGAGCUCCAGACGCUCCUGCACCUGUUCGAGCGGCAGUCCCGCGUCGCCGCGUCCAUGCACGCCGCCUACAGCCGGCCCGAGCUGCGCGAGCGGGCGGCCAACGGGCGCGCCUUUCUCGACGAGGUGCGCCUGAGCCGGCUGCACGCCGACCUGGCGAGCGCGCAGUCGCGGAGCGUCAUGAUCUUCACCACCUUCACCGUCAUCUUCCUCCCGCUUACCUUCUUCACGGGCCUGUUUGGCAUGAACACCCGCGAGUGGGGGGGCGAGAAUAACUUGUCCCUCGAGACGAUUGGCAUGAUUGCCGUUCCGUCGAGCGCGGUGCUGGUGCUGGCUAGUUUGGUUGUUGCGUUUAGUUCGAGCGCCCGCCGGUUUUUCCGGUGGGUGGACGGGCGGUAUCGGCACGCGGCGCGGCGGGUGUAUUUUGAGAUUUGGGGCCCGGUGGUGGUCAGGCUGGUUGAUUUGGGGGGGAGGUUGAGGCGCAGAAGUAAGGGGGGGGAUGAGGAGGGGCCGAGGAGGAGGAGGAGGCUGGAGACGGAGGUGAGUGAUUUCUGGGAGAGGAACCGGCCGGAGAGAGAGGGGGGGUACAGGAUCCCAGAGGUGAAUAGGCGGAGGGUCCGGGUUGGCGAUGCGACGGGGACGGCGAGGUGA